Messenger RNA from Chaetomium fimeti, 1949 nucleotides. RefSeq lists its product as uncharacterized. Gene Ontology annotation, molecular function: L-amino-acid oxidase activity. The transcript has 2 exons. The annotation marks the transcript as partial. NCBI's taxonomy places the organism in Eukaryota, Fungi, Ascomycota, Sordariomycetes, Sordariales, Chaetomiaceae. Gene Ontology annotation, biological process: amino acid catabolic process. The record is from RefSeq and is a predicted model, not a curated record.
CGUGCCUCGGCAGUCAACAAUCAAAGCAAACUUCCUUUCUUUGACUCCGCUCAGAAACACGCAACAUGGAAGCAUCUAAGGCGCCCCGACCCCUCUCGGAUGAUUUCGAAAUCCACGAGUACACCCAGGGCGAUGUCGCCUCUCCCGGAACUGCCCCCCUCCUGAGAUUCCUUCUCAACUUCACUAAACCGGAGACAGACUACCAGGAGGCCUUGAAAAGCAAAGACGGCCGUGCACUAUGGUCGAUCGGCAACGAGGCGUUGAGGGCGGUGCCUUUUCGCGGGCGGUCUACUCGUGGCGCCGAGCCGGAGCCCGCGCCUGGGAAGCAUGAGAUUCCCGAUGAAAGCGCACAAGACGAGGCGACCUAUACGGACAUGAUCAAUGGCCCGGGGUUGAAGGGCGUACCCAAGGGCACCUCGGUAACCAUCGUCGGUGGAGGCAUUUCAGGCCUCGUGGCUGGCUACGAGCUUAAGCGGGCCGGCUUUGUCGUUCACAUCCUCGAGGCAUCCUCUCGGGUAGGCGGCCGCAUAGUCACUUUCCGGGACCCCGUCCUCGCCCCGGGUCUGCAUGGCGAAGGAGGCGCCAUGCGCAUUCCUGGGAACCAUUUUCUCUUGCGCGCCUACCUUAAAAAGUUCCAGCUCGAUGACCAACUGUUUCGCUUUGAGAUGAAGAACAAGUUCAUCUACCUUUCGGACUACCAAGGUGGCUCUAAGUUGACGUAUGACGACUUCAACAAGAAGCUGAACGCAAAAGAUCGCGACCUGCUCGCUGUCUUCCCGGGUCUAGAUGAAACCGAGAAAGGCAAAACGUGCGACCAGCUCUUCCUUGAAGCCGUCGCGCCCGUCGUUCAAGAAUUCGAGGAUGCCUACAACAAGGGCGACGGCGACAAGCCCAUCAGGAUUCGCCGCGCAUACCAGACAGUCACCCGUAAGUACGAUAAGUACACCCUCCGUUCGUUCCUCAAGGAGGUCGCCGGGUGGAGCGACGACGCCAUCAGGCUCUACGACCUCGGCAACGCCCACGUCGUGUACGAGAACGGCUUCAUCGAGUCCUGGAAGGAUGCUUUCCUCUCGAGCAACACCGAAGGCCAGACGUCCGGCAUGCAGCAGCUGCAGUACGGCAUGGACCAGGUUCCCAAAGCCUUCCUUUCGUCGGACCUGGGGGAGGAAUCCCUUGACGAUAACAUCACGUACGGCGCCCGCGUGACGCACCUGGAAGACCUCCCCCCUCAGGGCGACAAGUCCCCCCAGGUCAAAGUCCACUACGAGACGGCCAACCACAAGUACACUCUCACCUCGGACUACGUCAUCCUCGCGGUGCCCUACACGGCCCAACGGCUCAUCACCAAGUCCCGUCCCUUCAGACUGGAGCUGGAGCAGGCCAUCCGCGACGUGCGCUACAUCGAGGUAACCAAGGUCCUCCUGCAGUACAAAAAGCGCUGGUGGGAGCAAGUCUUCACAGAGAACGGCCAGGGCACCGACGGCGGUCUGGUCAGCGACCUGCCGAUCCGGUACACCAUGUUCCCGGUGACCGAGGGCAACACGCAGACCAACGACACGAACCGCGGCGCCAUCAUGGCGGCCUACACCUUCCAGCAGGACGCCACCAUCCUCAGCGCCAUGCCGGAGGAGCGGCGGGUGCGCACGGCGGCCGAGAACCUAGACCGCAUCUUCCCCGGCGCCGGCUCGCUGAAGUAUCUCGAGGGCGGCACGUCGCAGGCCUUCCCCACCGACGAGCUGGCGGGCGGUAGCGCCUUCUGCUACUUCGGCCCCCGCCAGAAGGGCCAGUACCUCGAGACCAUGUGCACUCCGGACUGGGCGUACCCCAAGGACCCCAAGAGCUACCGCGUCUUCCUCGCCGGCGAGCACGCCAGCUACACGCACGGCUGGAUUCAGGGCGCCAUGGAGGCGGCCCUGCGUUGCGUGAGCCAGGUUCAUAAAGCGGCGACG